AUGCCAACCACGUAUCAUCCAAGAACGAAUCGACCACCUCCACCACAAACUCUUCAACCUUCCCCUGCUGAACACCCCAAACCCCGUCAUCAUAUCCCAGACCCUUCAUCCUUUCCUUCCCUACAACCUCCAAUUCCCAAACCCCGUCCAACCCCCCCGACCCCUAAGGUUAUUCCCUCAACCUCUCAGUCAACUCCCCCAACCCCUCAGGUUACACCCCCAGCCUUUGCACCGCCGACAACGCCGACUCCUGCUCGUGUUGAAGCAGGAACUCAGACGGAAGAAGAAGCCACGAUCGAAGAAAUGGAAAUCCAGACACCGGCUGUAGCUCCCAUUUUGCACAAGGAAAUGGGAACACAAACGGAGGAGUUCCCAGUUAAAAAAGACAUGGAUGUCUAG
This is a messenger RNA of Macrobrachium nipponense, 399 nucleotides long. RefSeq lists its product as uncharacterized. The record is from RefSeq and is a predicted model, not a curated record. Bases 1 to 399 code for a protein of 132 amino acids. The transcript has a single exon. NCBI's taxonomy places the organism in Eukaryota, Metazoa, Arthropoda, Malacostraca, Decapoda, Palaemonidae.